This is a messenger RNA of Fulvia fulva, 1248 nucleotides long. RefSeq lists its product as uncharacterized. Bases 1 to 1248 code for a protein of 415 amino acids. The transcript is spliced from 5 exons. NCBI's taxonomy places the organism in Eukaryota, Fungi, Ascomycota, Dothideomycetes, Mycosphaerellales, Mycosphaerellaceae. The record is from RefSeq and is a predicted model, not a curated record.
AUGCCUCGAAGAGAAGGUCACGAGAACGCUGCCCUAUUCACCAUCAGCAUUUGCCUGAUCUUCGUCGCGUGCGCUGGUUUGCUGCGUGCAUGGAUCAGGAAGAGUGCAUACGGCCGAGACGAUGCAGUCAUCGCCGCCGCGACGUUGCUCUCGCUCGGCCAAUUCGGCUCGUCGUAUGCUGCUGUUGAAGAAGGAUUGGGAAAGCAAUGGUCCGGCCUCAAUGCGUUGUCAAUGAGCGGCGACUUGCGGAAGCUCAAUGAGGCAUCACUAGCGAGUAUCGCUCUGUUCUUCGUCGCCCUUUACCUUUCAAAAUGCGCCAUGCUGGCUUUCCUUAGCCGAAUCACCAAGACGCCCACUCAAAUCCUGCUAUAUCACACCCUUAACGGCCUCGUUGCGCUCAUCGGUGUCUUAUCGAUCAUCGUUGUUCUUGCCGGGUGCCCUUCGGGCUCUGGGUACUAUUGGGCCUUCAAUCGGAACACCGCCACAUGUCCAUCGCAGGGUGCGCGAUGGCAAGCUGUGACGGCUCUAGAUCUCCUCACGGAACUCCUACUUCUCAUACUGCCUGUCCAUCUGGUCUGGAAUCUCCACAUGCCCAUGAAGAAGAAGGCGAUGAUUCUAGUGGCAUUCUGGGUGAGGUUACCAGCACUAUGUUUUUGCCUCGCUCGCACCUGGUACACCCUGCAACUUGAGAAGCCGGGUGCAGAUGUUGGACUCGACAGCGCUUUCGUGCUCAUCUGGAUGGAGGUUGAGAUGGCCUAUGCGAUUGGCUCGAGUACGCUUUCCGCAAUGAAGAGCUACACCGAUAGCUACAACACCGGGUUUGGUAUGGGAUUCGCACGGGGCAAGGGCGAGGGUAGCUACGGCCUCUCCAAUGUCUCCGGUUCCUCUGGCCAGUCGUCAAGAGGAGAGAAAGCCAAAUCCGCAUCACCGACUACAAGUCGCACAGAUCGAAGCGCAAAGACGACACCAGACGGCUGUAGAGGUGAUGAGCCACCAAUGCCACCAGCGACAGCACAUGGAUGGCACGUGGCAGAUCCGCCACCAUUGAAGCUUCGCCCUGACACGACUGGAGUCACCUCUUAUACAAGCGUUUCAGCUGAGCCGCACAACGAUGUCUCGCAGUGGCGUAGUGGGAGCAGCCUAGGAAGCGAUAGUUCGGGUGACGACAUGGUGAUUCUUCGCGAGACUGCCUAUGAAGUCCACCAUGACGAAGCACCAAUGCUGCCCAUUGCAGUCACGCGCGCAUGA